Insectozyma verbasci is the source of this 729-nucleotide messenger RNA. Lineage: Eukaryota; Fungi; Ascomycota; Pichiomycetes; Serinales; Debaryomycetaceae. The record is from the annotation of a GenBank genome assembly.
AUGUCUUGCGAAGACGAACAUUAUCAUAAUCAUAAUCAUAAUCAUAAUCAUAAUCACGGUGAUGAAGAUCAUGGACAUGAUCAUAUAGCUCCAAUACCUACAAAUACUUCCCAAUCUUUAAAUUCUAAAAUUGAUACAUUCAAAGUCACGGCAUUAAAUUUACAAAAUCCAAAUGAUGACUUAAGUAAAUUAUUUAAAGAUUCAAAUAAUGAAUAUGAAAUAAAACCAAUUAUAAAAUCUGAUUGUGAUUCACAAUUAAUUAUAAAUAUACCAUUUUUAAAUGGUAGUGUUAAAUUAUAUUCGAUUAUAAUUAGAUCAAAUGGUGAUUUACAUUGUCCUAGAGUUAUAAAAUUAUUUAAAAAUGAUAAAACAAUAGAUUUUGAUAAUGUUGAAAUAAAGAAACCAGUACAAAUAUUACAACAUCCAAAAAUUGGAGUGCAAUGUGAUGAUGAAGAUGAACUACCUACUAUUUUAGAAUCAGAUAAUGAAUUUGUUGAACAUUUUGUUUCAAGACAUAAAUUUACAGGUGUUCAAACAUUAACUAUUUUCAUUGAAUCUAUACAUGAUGAUGAUGAAGAUGAAGUUUGGCUACAUUCGGUUGAAUUAAGAGGUGAAUUUACAGAAUUAAAUAAAGAUCCAAUUAUAACAUUAUAUGAAUCAGCAGCUAAUCCACAAGAUCAUAAGAAUUUAACUGCGAUUGAAGAAAAUAACAAUAUAGCAUUUGAAUAG